Molecule: messenger RNA, 708 nt
Organism: Acanthamoeba castellanii str. Neff
Lineage: Eukaryota; Discosea; Longamoebia; Acanthamoebidae
Product: Ras subfamily protein
Exons: 8
Coding region: 1-708 (235 amino acids)
Biological process (GO): signal transduction
Cellular component (GO): plasma membrane
Molecular function (GO): GTP binding; GTPase activity; GDP binding
Source: RefSeq, a predicted model, not a curated record
AUGCCGUUUGGCACCCGGUUUGGACGCGUGCGCUACGCUCAGAAGGAGGAAGUCGCGGACGACUACGACGCGCAACACCCGCAACCACACAAGGGACUCGCAUUGCCGAUCCUCGUCUGCGGGAAAGUUCGGGCGGGCAAGGGCUCGUUGACCCUCGUGAUGAGUGGGCGUUUCUUUGGUGGGCCAGCGCUCCGCGAUGAGAGCUGUAGUCGACGCUGCACCAUCAACGGUUAUGAUGUGAUGCUGAACAUCUUCUCGUCUACCUCUGGCUGCCGCAAGUUCAUGGCCCUGACCGCCCCCUUCAUUCAGACCGCCAAGGAGACGAGCGCCUUCAUGUUCGUCUACUCCGUGAUGGACAGAUCGUGCUUUGAAUUCGUCUAUCGGUCACACUGGGCCUUAAUCAAGCGGAUCAAGAAUGGCCAGCCCUUCUCUGCCGUCCUUGUCGGCAACAAGAGCGAUGUGGACAAACAUGUACACAAGGCACGAAAGCGGCAGGUGUCGUCUCGUGAAGGCGCGGCGCUGGCUCGGCAGAUGAGCGCCGAGCUGGGCCGCGAGGUGCUGUUUCUGGAGACCAGCGCCAAGCUGAACGACAACGUGACGACCGCCUUCGCGGGGCUGGCCUACGCCGAGAUGCAGCGUCGCGGCAUUUUCGACCCCGAGCCUCCCCCCAAGCCCCGCAGCUUCUACGACUACUGCGUCUUGUCAUAG